GAUUGGUUAACAAAAGUAACAAGCAUUUUCUGAUGAUUUUAAUAAAUUUAAUCUAUUUUCAAAUUUGUUGUCUUUCAAAUCUAUUGAAAUCACGCGAUCGAUCAAUAUUUAUAUAAACAAUAAUAAAACCACCAUCUCAGCAAAAAGUCUGCUAUAUGUUAUAUAAUGUAACGGAGGAAUUCAAAGAAAAGACGUCGAGGCCACCAUUUCUCACCAGUACAACCCUGAGUCAGAGAAAAACAGAGAGAAGAUGGAGGCAACUGCCAAAGUAUCAUCAAUAUUUAUAUACCCAGUUAAAUCAUGCCGUGGAAUUUCCCUCUCUCAGGCACCUCUAACUCCUACUGGAUUUCGAUGGGAUCGGAACUGGUUAGUUGUGAACUACAGAGGAAGGGCAUAUACCCAAAGAGUUGAACCAAAGCUCGCUUUAGUUGAGAUAGAGCUGCCGGAUGAGGCAUUUUCGGAGGGCUGGGAACCUACUAAGAACUCAUUUAUGAAAAUAAAGGCUCCUGGGAUGAGUGUGCUUAAGAUAUCUCUGAUGAAGCCAAGUGAAGUAGCGGAGGGUGUCUCGGUAUGGGAGUGGUCUGGCUCUGCAUUGGAUGAGGGAGCUGAAGCAGCAAAAUGGUUCUCAGAUUAUUUGGGGAAACCCAGUCAACUAGUACGUUUUAAUGCAGCUUCAGAAACAAGGCUCAUAGAUCCUAAUUAUGCACCUGGACACAAAACUAUGUUUUCUGACCUCUUUCCGUUCAUGCUGAUCUCUCAGGGAUCUUUGGAUGCACUGAAUCAGCUUCUCAGGGAACCUGUUCCUAUUAAUCGUUUUAGACCAAACAUCCUUGUUGAAGGCUGCGAACCAUUUUCUGAGGACUUGUGGACUGAAAUUAGGAUAAGCAGGUUCACAUUUGAAGGUGUCAAGCUAUGUUCCCGCUGCAAGGUACCUACAAUCAAUCAAGAUACUGGGAUUGGAGGGACUGAGCCAAAUGAAACUCUAAUGAAAAUCCGAUCAGAUAAAGUUUUGCGCCCGGAUAAGAAACAGCAGGGAAAGAUCUAUUUUGGACAGAACUUAGUUUGGAAGGAAAACCCUAGUGAAGGGCAUGGAAAGAUUGUUAAUGUGGGAGAUCCUGUUUUCGUCCUUAAGAAGGUCUCCUCUGUAGCUGAAGCAGCAGCCUAAACUUUGUAGAAUAUAGCAACUAGUAUAGCUAGGGAGUUGCCAAUAAGAUGUCUUAUGUAUGGUAAUAAAAUGAUUGGACAAUCCUAGAAGGAUAAACUAAAGCUAAGGCUUUGGUUUAUCCUGAUGUGUGUAUGCUCAUUUUAUUCAUAACAAGGAGUCAAAGGAAAAUAUUCAUAAAAGAGAUUAAAUGCUCAA
This is a messenger RNA of Populus trichocarpa (black cottonwood), 1360 nucleotides long. RefSeq lists its product as uncharacterized. The transcript is spliced from 8 exons. The record is from RefSeq and is a predicted model, not a curated record. Gene Ontology annotation, molecular function: catalytic activity; molybdenum ion binding; pyridoxal phosphate binding. Bases 251 to 1165 code for a protein of 304 amino acids. NCBI's taxonomy places the organism in Eukaryota, Viridiplantae, Streptophyta, Magnoliopsida, Malpighiales, Salicaceae.